ACCGCCAUCUUUCCCGGGCAGAGCUAGAGAGACAGAGGGGUUGAGCCGCUGGGAGACACACAAUCAGCCUCCAUCCGCCCAGUAGAUCGCCUUUAAAUCCCGCUAGCUAACGCCAUGGAUGACCGAGAUGAUCUAGUGUAUCAAGCCAAAUUGGCAGAACAGGCCGAAAGAUAUGACGAAAUGGUUGAGUCCAUGAAGAAAGUGGCAGGAAUGGAUGUGGAAUUGAUGGUAGAUGAAAGAAACUUGCUCUCUGUAGCAUAUAAAAAUGUGAUUGGAGCUAGAAGAGCGUCCUGGAGAAUAAUAAGCAGCAUUGAACAGAAAGAGGAGAACAAAGGAGGAGAAGAUAAACUUAAAAUGAUCAAGGAUUAUCGGACAACUGUUGAAAGUGAAUUGAAAUCCAUCUGUAAUGACAUACUGGAUGUACUGGACAAACACCUCAUUCAAGCUGCAAAUAGUGGAGAAUCCAAGGUUUUUUACUAUAAAAUGAAAGGAGAAUUUGCUGUAGGAAAUGACAGGAAGGAGGCUGCGGAGAACAGUUUGGUAGCUUAUAAAGCUGCAAGUGAUAUUGCAAUGACAGAACUUCCUCCAACACAUCCCAUUCGUUUAGGUCUUGCGCUUAAUUUCUCUGUGUUCUACUAUGAAAUUCUUAAUUCUCCUGACCGUGCCUGCAGGUUGGCAAAAGCAGCAUUUGAUGAUGCUAUUGCAGAACUGGAUACACUGAGUGAAGAAAGUUACAAAGACUCCACACUUAUCAUGCAAUUGUUACGUGAUAACCUGACACUAUGGACUUCAGAUAUGCAGGGUGAUGGUGAGGAACAGACUAAAGAAGCACUGCAGGAUGUGGAAGAUGAAAAUCAGUGAGACCUUUAAAAGCCAAGAAGAGACCCUCUAUAACCAACAUCCCCUUCCUUCCAAAUAUCCCGUCUCACUCUGAGGACCCUCAAAAUUUGACUUUUUCACUGGUUCUCAGGAUUUAUGUUCCUGCCCAGUUGGGUGUAUCA
Messenger RNA from Bombina bombina (fire-bellied toad), 1001 nucleotides. Its product is annotated as 14-3-3 protein epsilon-like. Gene Ontology annotation, biological process: signal transduction. NCBI's taxonomy places the organism in Eukaryota, Metazoa, Chordata, Amphibia, Anura, Bombinatoridae. The record is from RefSeq and is a predicted model, not a curated record. Gene Ontology annotation, cellular component: cytoplasm.